Pocillopora meandrina is the source of this 7250-nucleotide messenger RNA. Lineage: Eukaryota; Metazoa; Cnidaria; Anthozoa; Scleractinia; Pocilloporidae. The record is from the annotation of a GenBank genome assembly.
AUGAGCCUUAAUGUAUCGUCAACGAAUAUGACUUCUGUUCCUCCCACCGAAGCAGUUCAAGUUGGCCAUGGUGACGCCGUCUGGAUUUUGACUAGUGCUUUCAUUAUCUUUACCAUGAUCUCUGGAUUCGGACUAGUUGAGUCAGGUCAGUUGAAUCAGUUCGAUAUUCAUAAUUUUAAGAAAAUGUGCUUUUUUUAAGGAAAUUUUCGUUUGGCAUACUCAAUUGGGGGUAAAGCUACAGGAAUCUCACAGGAUCGUGAGAAAUUGUUUCGCGACAAAUCUUGUUAUGUCAAGUCUACACAAGUAAUGAUAACUUACCUCGGAUGUUGAGAGAGAGCACUCACUUCGUGGGUUUUAUUUGAUUUGUUAACUUAACGUGACAUGCACUGCCUGACAGUAUUAUACCUAACAAUGUCUUAUAGUCUUUGUAUUGAACUUGAUUAUCACCAGGUAUGGUAUCUAAGAAAAAUGAGACCAACAUUAUGGUAAAGAAUGCCCUGGAUGUGAUUUUCGGUGGCCUCUCCUAUUGGAUAUUUGGCUUCGCUUUCAGUCGGGGAGAACCAGACGAUGAACAUGGUAAAUACAAUGCAUUUUCAGGAUCAGCAAACUUUUUUGCUGACGCAAGCCGGUCAAGAAUGGGAGGCGUGUUCGCUUUGUAUUUCUUUCAAGCAUCUUUUGCAACAACCGCAACAACGAUUGUGUCAGGUGCCAUCGCAGAGCGUGCAAAUUUGCAAGCUUAUAUGGUCUUCUCUUUCACGAACACGUUGGCUUUCUGUUUUCCAGCUUACUGGGUUUGGGGAGAGCACGGCUGGCUGAAAGAGCUUGGAGUGAUAGAUGUGGGUGGAGCCAGUCCUGUACACCUAGUGGGUGGGGUUGCUGGCUUGGUGGGGACCAUCAUGCUAAGGCCAAGACGAAACAAGUACAAUGACAAUGGCUUGACACUAAAAAUGGCUUCUCCUACCAAUGUUCUGUUGGGUAUGUUCAUGCUCUGGUGGGGCUGGCUCGGUUUUAACUGUGGAAGCACAUUUGGAGUCAGUGGUGGUAAAUGGAAGCUUGCUUCUCGGUCAGCUGUCUGCACACUGAAUGCUUCUAUUGGUGGCGGCAUCUUUGCCCAUCUGUUUAGUGUCUUUUAUUUGAAGCGUGUUGAUGUACCAACUUUCAUGUCCGGAAUUCUGGGUAGUCUAGUGAGUAUCACGGCAAUAUGUGCCGUUGCCAGGCCUGGGGAAAGCAUUUUCAUUGGUUUCAUUGGUAGUGUGAUCUCAGUGAUGGGGUGGCUUUUGUUGGAGAAGUUUAAUAUUGAUGAUCCUGUCGGCGCUAUCUCAACGCAUGCUGGCGGGGCCAUUUGGGGUAUGCUUGCUGUUGGCUUGUUCGUCGAACAAGAUCGCCUAGAAGAUUUUUCAGAGACAUACGGUGUUUUCAAAGGUGGCCAUUUGAGAAUUUUGGGAGUUCAACUCCUGGCAUGCUUAACAAUUGGACUGUGGGCAGCCGUGGUUGCAUUUUUGCAGUUUUUCAUCAUUGGAAAGUUUAUACAUUUCCGAUUUUCUGAAUAUGAGGAGAAACUGGGUGCUGACUUCUGUGAACACGCUGUAGAUCACAGCACGGAGCGAAAGACACCAAAGCAGCUUCAGAAGCUUGAACGGAUGCGUGCAGCAUUGGCAAUAAAGAAUAAAGUUGCACCUGCCAAUAGUCCAGCUGGAUAUCCUCAAGAGAAAAACCUACGAUUUACUCUGUUCCAAACAAUGGCGGGGGCCUUAUGGAGUGCACGGCGAAGCACGCGGGUCAAUCAGUUACAGGCAGAAGAAAGGGAAGGCAAAGAAAAUGAGAAAGGUCACUCAAAGUUAAGAUCAGUGGCAUCUGUCCUUAGGGGUGGUGGAAAUUUCACUAGAGUCUCUGAAUUUCAGGAAGAGAAAUUAGGAGAGGGUGAGGCCUUUGCUGAAAAUAGGAAAGGUGUGGCAAGGUUUAGGGCCAUAGCGCUUGCUUUGAGAGGUGCUCAGCGGAUCAGGAGAGUUACUCAGUCACCGGCAGAGCAGGAGGGAAAUUCUGAUGAUGACCAUACAAGAACUUAAGCAAGGUUCAGACCUGUGGCAUUAGCAGCAAGGGGUAUUCAACACAAAGCAAACACUAUUCAAGUAAAAAAGGCAGCAAAUUUUUAUAACCAAUCUUAAGUUGUUGAUGAUUGUCCUUAAGUUAUAAAUCUGUUGUAAAAAAGAGUAAAAUGUGCGAUGCUUUUUUCUUUGACAAUCAAAAUAAUUUUCUUAACAUGUGUUCUCCUGAAAAUUUUUCCUUUCUGAUUCACUUAUCCAAACGGCCUGUAAGUUAGAAUGAAUUUCUAAUCAAAUGCAAUUAUUGCACUUUAAUUAGCAAAAUAAAAUUUCUCUAUUACAAGUCUCUAAUUAUAUGUAGUCAUUACCUUGAAUAGACAUUUCAUAAAAAUAGCAUGGGAAAAUUGGCCUUAGAACAUGAAGCAUUUGUCAUCUUAAUGAUCCUUACUUUUCACAACUUUAAUUUCUAAUACUUUGGCCCAAAUUCUCAAUACUCUCCAAUUACUACAGACAACUAAGAAGCAACAGCCAAGAAAUAUCUUGUGGGUGGAAGUCUGUCAUUAUCAUAGUCAUUUGCUGAACGCUCGCACUGCUGAUAUCCCCUCUUAUUACUGGGUAUUAGAUAAGUCGAAGGUAUGAACUUGAUGUGACUUUUCUUCUUGUUUCUCUUUUUGCAUAAAGGUACAAAACAGAAUGCAUCAUUGAAUAAAAGGGGUAGGUCUUGAAAGAAACUGUUACACUGUGUCUGUGCAGGCUGGUUAGUCCCACUUGUGCAACUUUUGGUGUUUGGAGCUACUUUUUGUGGUUCUAGCAACCUCUGGCAAUUUUUACCUUUUUUUCAGAAGUUUUUGAGCAAAUAUAGGUUUAGAGCAAAUAUCAAGUGUCAAGAAGUUCAUGAGAUUGUAAGAAAUUUGAAUCUAUGCGAAUUUCUUGAAUGGUUACCAACCUUUUGAACACAAAUGAACCAGGUAUUGUCUUUAACUUAACUUUCCAGCAUUUUACAAUAACAAUCAGGACAGGCCUAGAGGUAUUACAAGAUAAUUUUUUUUAUCAACUGGGCUAGCAUAGCCAGUUUCUAUUGUUAUUCAGAGCAAAUAAGGAAGGGUUAACACAUGAAACUUCAGCUUAAGAAAUAUCUGUGGGGGCCAAUUUACAUUAACAACUCAGUCGAUAAAACUCAAAAUAUAACACUGCCACAAAUCAGUGACCAGCUGCAGAUAGACAGAUGAUUGUGCCACAACUGGCAGUGCACCCUAAAGAUUUAUAUUGGAUUGCAUGACCAUCAGCAGGAAACCCCCCAAUUCAGAGCUAGUUGCAGUAGUGAAGACAAAUUAUCAUUAGAGUAAACUAUAAAAAAAUCACUACAGAUAAAGUCUGAGGACACUUAAUGUUCUGAAAUAUCAUAAGGGAAGCCAGAUACCUUUUAAGAAUUUUUUCAUAGUUAUUGUUUACUUUGUACAGGAGUUUGAGAGACUGAUUCAGUAUCUGGAGAACCUCUGGAGAAUUUGGGUGCAUUCACACAAUUAUGUGAUAAUUGUUUGAGUUUCAAGCAACUCUUGGUUAGAUUAGCGUCCUGACUGAAAACGACACUCUCUAAGAUAACAAUUUACCAGAAUUUAUGAGAAACUAAAGAUUACAGAACCUUUUUGAGACUGUCAGGGAACUUUUUUACUGUAACUUUAAAUCUGUUAGUCUUACUUCUACUUUUAAUUUUGCUGCGUAAUCUUUUCUAGGAUUAUUUUUCUUUUGAUCGUGAAUAUUGUAAUUUAUUUUUAAUCGCAAGGUAUGUAUUUAACAGAGAAGAACCACCUCGUGGAUCUGUUAAAUAGACCUUCAUUAUUAUUGUUAUUAUUAUUAUUAUUAUUAUUAUUAUUAUUAUUAUUAUUACUAGUUUCAUUAUGUGGCUGUAGUAAUAAAAUGAUAAUAAGUUAAGAAUACCAACUAUACUGCAGCCAUAGAACGCGGCUUCAGCUGAGGGCAUAAUAGCUGGUAGUAUCAACAGGAAGGAAAGACCCAGUUACACUACUAUAUAACUGUCUUUUCUAAAUUGUCGAUCCUGAUACUUAAUUCAUUUGCAGCGAUACCUUAUUCCAAACGAGACCAGGCGAAUAACAACGUUUACAUGCUCCUGACGAGACCCAUGGGAGGUUUCAUCAUCCUCGCAGUGUGAAACGAAUAACUCCUAAAAAUGACUUGUUUUGUAUAACGACCUCCUAACCACACUGCACUGAUUGUAUAUGCAGAACCCAAUUGGAUCUGAUUUUCCAAUUUAGGUUAUGGGAACGAUGACAUUUCCUUUACUCGUCAGGAGUUUGAAGGCCAAAGAGCUAACAAAAACCAUUAAGACCUGGAGGAGAGCAGAUUUUUGUCAGGCGUUAAACGUGUGUGAAUUCGAUUGGAGGAGCACUGGGGCCCAUUACAGUCAUAUCCGAAAUGGCCGCCUUACGGGGUCAAUUGUUGUGUACUCGAAUAGCAUGGGUAUCUAAUCGAUUUGGUGAGUCCAUCUACUUUCCUUCUACAGGAUAAAAAAACUUAGUGUUACAUUAUUCCUACAGGCGAUAUUAUUUGUUUUUUCGUCCGGUAAAUUUCUCUAGUCAUUCUCGAAAAAAUACAUGUUCUUCAUGAAUAAGUAGAUGUUAAUUUUACCGAACACUACUGACGCUAUAUACAGCAGCGGAUAUAUCGUUGAAUUAGGGUGGUAAAAAAUAAGGCCAAACUUUGAACGUCUUUCUAGAGCAUAAUAGUUUACGUGGUUAAUCGGAACAUUUGGACUGUAUUUCUACAUUCCACAUUUAUAGGGGCUUUACACGCUCUCGGUUCAUCGAGCAAGGAUAUAACUCUAAUUUGCCCUUCCCAAUGAGAUUCUCGCAGCACACGCUAAUAGACUUUCUACCGAGCUGAUGAGAGUUACCUGUAAAUAUAAAUUAACUUUCUUUGCAAUUCUGUAGUUUCAAGUGUUACUUUUUCUUAUUUUCACAUUUUAUGUUUUUUAAUGGUUUGAUAGACACAAGUUUUUGGGAAAAGAAAUAAAUCUUAAAAGCAUAUUCCAAACCUUAGAAUUAUUUUAAAAAGGAUCAUUCCCGGUGUCUUUCUGUUAUUAUUAUACAUUCAACCCACUAUCUCUUUUCUGAUUGGCUGAAAGUAUACUGUGAAUUUUCUUGGGACGUCAUUUAGCUGCAUUAUUCAAUUAUCAUGUCAAGGUUACGUGUAAUCAUGUCAUGUAUAACUGCGGUGCAUGAUUUCUGAGAGUAAUCAUGUUAAGUUCUUGCAAUUUGUGUUGCUUGCCAUUAGUGAAGAGGCAAAAAAAAUUAUUUUUUUCAUUCAAUGUACAUUAAAACAAUUUUUAGAUUCAGUUUUUGUGUUAUCUAGAAUAAUCAAGGUCUUGUUAAGGGGUUUUAAGUCUCAGGUUAUCAGCCUCAGCUUCGGCUGAUAACCCCUGCCUCAACCUUGAUUAUUGUGUAUAUGACAAAAAUCUCAUCCAAUAAUUGUUUAUCAUCUGGACUUUCUUUUGCAGUGAAAAGGGGUCAACCUGUUAGGAGGUUUGAAAUCUACACAGAGAAAACUGAACAACGUAAUUUGUUACAUAGAAUCAUAACAGACUGGAAAACCCCAGUAAGUAGCUUGAAAUAAUGAUAUACAGGUGACACCUCUGAAAAGCCUGUCAUUCUUUUCAGCUUGGUUUUAAGUUGGUUUACUAAAGUUUGAGUGUUAAAAAAAAUCUCUAUAUGCACCAGCGUCAGCUAAGCAUUUACAGAUGAGCAAAUAUUAGGCAAGAAAAAGGAAAACCCUGCACAAUUUGGUGUCCACACAGAGGUUUUUUUUAUGUUGAACUUGAAGCCUACAAAGUGUCAUGCAUUCAUACAAUUCAACAGUCACCAUUUAGAACAUGUUUGGUGUCCUUCUUUGUGAACAAAUUAUGUAGCUGUGGGCUCUAUAUUGUGCUAGAGAAAUUCCUUUGGAGGUGUCAAACUGGCAGAAAUGUCAAAAGUGCAAAUUUGCCUUUAUCUCCUCCCUUUUGAGCAGUUGGCCACAAUUGUUGUUCUCUACACAUUAUCUAACACCUACAGCUGUAUAUCAACACUGCCUAUAUAACAACUUCAUACAAGUAGUUUGUGUUGCAUUUCCAUCCAGGUGAAUGGUUCUUCCUAAAGUGUGUAGAAAUGCUACAUGCAAAAUGAUUAUUUGUUAUAUAAAACGUUUUCUGAUAGUAAAUUUUUACAAAAUUUAGCUACACAAACUAAGCUGGGUUUUUUGUUGUUGUAUUUUUAACAAUAUGUCAAUAUCAAUCUUCAUACAAUUUUGUACCAAAAUCUGUUGCACAGCUUUCAGAUGACCACUUUUGACAUUUUCUUUGGUUUUAAAUACACCUCUCAGACUGAUUGAUGCUUUAACUCAAGUGAAAAUUUCUAAAGAAUCAAGUGUUCAGCCCUCUGAUAACCACACAUGUUUGAGCUUCUUUCAAGAGCAUAGUAAAAUCACCUAUUGUCUUGUAUGAUGUUUUUUUGCUGUAUACAUAUAUUUGUGGUUUGUUUGCUGACAACGAAUACCAUUGAUCAUUUUGUUAAACAAACCUGGUGACCCUCCUGAACUUUAGUAAGCCACUUCAGUCCAUUUUCAGUCAAGUAGUUAAAUUAUUGUCAUUGAUGUUGAAGUAGCAUUUUGUUCUCAGAGUUACUAUUUGACAUUCCAAUUUUGCAGUUAACAGAAAGUCUUUCUACAAGGUACAAUUUUGUCUUUUUUCCUCAGUCCAUAGUGUUCAUCAGUGGAGUGUUGGGUUGUCUGUUUUAUGAGCGCUUUAUAGGUGAGACAAUAUGGCAGACCUGUGUAGUUCAAUCACAAUAUUAUUGACACAAUAAGUAUGAACAGCUACGAUGUAAAGCUAAAUUUAGUCAUGAAGAAGGAACAAAGAUAAACCACAACUGUUGUUUGUUAUAACCUUUUGGUGUCACAUAUAAACAGCCCAUGUUCAUCAUGUCUGGAUCAAGCCAAGAAAUCCGAUCUACUGUGGUAAUACUAAGUGUUAAGAAGAUUUUUACACAUAUACAAGUGUGGCUAAGUUUACAAUGUUGAUAACAUGUAAUAAUAAAAUGGGUAUUUUCAAGAAUUAGAGAGAAACAUUUUUAUUUAUUGUCAAUUAAGUAACAUUUUUCUGACUUUGUUUUAUGAUGUCAUCAUUCAGAGGAACCUGAUGAAACAGGAAAAAGAGAU